Messenger RNA from Cryptomeria japonica (Japanese cedar), 4865 nucleotides. RefSeq names its product transcription initiation factor TFIID subunit 2. The transcript is spliced from 25 exons. Gene Ontology annotation, cellular component: transcription factor TFIID complex. Gene Ontology annotation, biological process: transcription initiation at RNA polymerase II promoter. Bases 254 to 4546 code for a protein of 1430 amino acids. The record is from RefSeq and is a predicted model, not a curated record. Gene Ontology annotation, molecular function: zinc ion binding; chromatin binding; metallopeptidase activity. NCBI's taxonomy places the organism in Eukaryota, Viridiplantae, Streptophyta, Pinopsida, Cupressales, Cupressaceae.
AGAAAUAACCACCAAUGUUGGCGAGAGGCGGGCUAUAAAGAAGGGCAGGAAGGAGAGUAUAUAACAAUUACCUUCCUUUUUCUUUUCUCUGUAUUGUUGUUGCCGAACGAGAGCCCCCGUGGAUGUGCCACUGCUGAGGCCGCCAACGCAUCUCAAGGGUUUCGCUUCGCGGGGGAAGUAUUCUACACCAGGAUUAUUAGGGUUGUUUCUUUCUAUGUAAAUUAGGAACGGAGAUUUUUUUUCCACCUCCGCCAUGGCGAAGCCGAAGAAGCAGAAAAAUGAGGAGCAGAAGGGCGCAGGAACCAGUAAUUCCACCUCUGCGACCACUUCAUACGUGCUUGUUCGUCACCAGAAGCUCUGCCUCGCGAUUGACAUGGACAACCAGCGUAUUUACGGGCAUACAGAACUCAAAGUUGUGGUUCCAGAGAAUGGAAUUAUCGGAUUGUAUGCAAAUGGGAUGAAUAUUGAUAAUAUCUUUGUGAAUGGACUGCCUGUGCAUUUUACCCUUUGUCCUCAGCAUGUGUAUAGCAAAGAAGAAAGAAAGUGGCUGUCAAUUACCUGUAUUGAUGCUGCUGAAGCUGCCGGUUCAGUGUAUUUCUCAUCUUUAGAGAGAGAGAUGGCUCCAGAUUUGCUUAUAAAUUGCUUUAUUUCAUUAUCUUCUGAAAAUGGUAUACAUAAUCUUGUUGAUACCGAGGAAGUUGGGAAAAUAGAGAGCAAUCACAAUGAUGCUAAUAGCAUAUCCCAACAAGAGAAUGUCAGAUUGGUUCGCAUUGAAUAUUGGCUAGAGAAACCCGAAGUAGGUGUUCAUUUUAUGGGUAGUACCCUCCAUACAAAUAAUCAGAUAAGGCGUGCACGCUGUUGGUUUCCAUGUGUUGACUGUAGUCUGCAACGGUGCUGCUUUGAUCUGGAGUUUACUGUGGAUUCUAAGUAUGUUGCAAUUAGCAAUGGCACUCUUCUAUAUCAGGUCAUUGGCAAAGAUGAUCCACGGAGUAAAACAUAUGUGUACUGUGUGAACAUUCCUGUCAAUCCGCAAUUCAUAACAUUGGCUGUUGCCCCCUUUGAGGUGCAUCCAGAUCGUCAUAAUGUGACUAUUUCUCAUAUGUCAAUGCCCUCAAAUCUUUUAAAGCUGCAAUGCACUGUUAACUUCUUCCACAAUGUUUUCAGUUACUAUGAGGAGUAUCUUGAAGCACCCUUUCCUUUUGGAUCAUAUAAGCAAGUUUUCAUUGAUUCUGAAGUUGCAUCAGCAUCCAGCUUUGUUGGCGCUUCAAUGUCCAUUUUCAGUUCCCAUAUAUUGUUUGAUGAGCGUGUUAUUGAUCAGGUUAUUAGCACCAGAAUCAAACUGGCUCAUGCCUUAGCACGGCAAUGGUUUGGGAUUUUUAUUACUCCUGAGACAGCAACUGAUGGGUGGUUGCUAGAUGGCCUUGCUGGUUUUCUUACUGAUAUCUUUAUCAAGCGUUACUUGGGGAACAAUGAAGCCCGGUACCGUCGCUACAAGGCAAAUGAGGAAGUUUGUAAAGCUGAUGUGGAAGGAUCUACUGCUCUUUGCUCAUCUGCAGCUGCAGCUGAUUUAUAUGAAACACAGACUAUUGGUGUUUUGGGAAAACUGCGCUCAUGGAAGGCUGUUGCUAUUCUUCAGAUGCUAGAGAAGCAAAUGGGUCCAGAGAAUUUUCGGAAGAUUUUGCAGAGAAUCAUUCAUAAAGCACAGGACAUAACUCAUACCUCAAGGACACUUGGUACAAAAGAGUUUCGUCAUUUUGCCAAUAAAAUUGGUAACUUGGAACGACCAUUUCUGAAGGAAUUCUUUCCUCGCUGGGUAGAGUCUUUUGGCUGUCCAGUUUUGAGGAUGGGACUGUCAUACAACAAGCGGCGAAAUAUGAUUGAGUUGGCUGUUCUGCGUGGAUGCACUUCUAAUACAAGGUUCUUGCCGGAAGUUACUGGAGGUACUGUUAGCAGCAAGUUACAGACAGGCGACAUUGGCUGGCCUGGAAUGAUGAGUGUCAGAGUUUAUGAACUAGAUGGUAUGUAUGAUCAUCCAAGCUUACCCAUGGCUGGAGAUACCUGUCAACUACUAGAAAUACAAUGCCAUUCAAAGCUUGCAGCUCGUCGUAUCCAGCGCCCAAAAAAAGGUAGUAAAGCUGAUGGGUCAGACGAUAAUUUAGAGGCUGCAGCUACUAUAGAUUCACGUUCUGGACUGGAAUCCCCAUUGCUGUGGUUGAGGGCAGAUCCUGAGAUGGAAUACUUGGCAGAAAUAAAUAUUCAUCAACCAUUACAGAUGUGGAUAAAUCAACUGGAAAGGGACAAAGACAUAGUUGCUCAGCUUCAAGCAAUUGAUACAUUGUGUACUUUCCCACAGUUCUCAUUUGCAAUAGUUAAUGCUUUGAACAACUGCCUUAUGGAUUCAAAGGUUUUUUGGAGAGUGAGGAUUGAAUCUGCGUUUGCUUUGGCAAAAACAGCUAGAGAGGAAACGGACUGGGCAGGCCUCACGUAUUUAAUAAAAUUCUAUAAAAGUCGUCGUUUUGACCCAGAUAUUGGGCUUCCCAGGCCAAAUGACUUCCGAGAUUUUCCAGAGUACUUCGUUCUUGAGGCCAUUCCAAUUGCAAUUGCUAUGGUCAGGGGCUGUGAUGGUAAAAGCCCACCAGAAGCUGUUGAUUUUAUUCUGCAGUUGUUGAAGUAUAAUGACAAUAGUGGAAAUCCUUAUUCAGAUGUCUAUUGGUUGGCUGGACUUGUGGAUUCAAUAGGGAAGAUUGAUUUUGGGCAACGGAGUAUUCAUGCACUACCACCACUUUUAAAACGUAUAGACCGUCUCUUGCAGUUUGAAAGAUUGAUGCCAAGCUAUAAUGGAGUCUUGACCGUCAGUUGUAUUCGUACUUUGACACAAAUUGCAUUGAAGUUGUCACACUUCGUUCCCUUGCAGGAAGAUUUGGAGGAACUUAUCAAGCCAUUCCAAUAUGCCAAUAUGCAAUGGCGAGUUCGUUUGGAAGCAGCAAAAGCCUUUAUCAACCUUGAGGCUCACAAAAAUGGUCUUGAUGUUGCGUUAUCUUUAGCUAUGAGAUUUAUAGAAAAUGAACCAUCAUUACGAGUACAAGCAAAAGUUCUCAUGCAUUGUCUAUACCUAUGCCAAGUGAAAAAAGAUUCAGAAAAUAGUAUCAACUGCUCGACACUUGCUAGUUUGCUUUAUCUGCUUGAAAGUUACAAAGCUUUUGUGAAUGUUACUUUGCGGCAUCAAACGUUCUGUAUUUUACAGAUUCUUGCAGGCCGGUCUCCAACGCUUUAUCAUAUCCCAAAGCCAAAGAUUCUUCCCAUCUCAGCUAAGUCCAGGGAUGCUAAAGUGCGUGAUGAGCAAAAUGUAGAAAUCUCAGCAAAGUCCAUAGAUGCUGAAGUGCUUGGUGAACAAAGGGCAAAACCAGGCAUGAUGAAAAUACGGUUCUCCAGGCCUCAUGUUUCUGAUGAGGAACAGGCUCACCUCAAUUCUGUUGCAUUCAAUUCAUCAGAGGUUGUAAAGGAAGCGGACACUACAAUUAGCAGCAGUUCUGGUGGUCAUGAACGGAAACUGCCUGCACUUAAAGUACGCAUCAAACCUCCAGAAGCUGUAGAAGAUGUUGGAAACUUAAUAGGCAUCACUCCAGUUGGUGGUUUGGAUCAAAGGAUGCCUGCUGUGUGCCCAGUUGCCAGCUCCUCUGUGUCAGUGGAUGCAGGUUUAGGGGUUGCUGCAGUGUUGGAAAGAAGUCCAUGUACUCCUGGGGGUCAGGCUGUGGAAGCUGUUGCUGGAGAACAAAAUGUUUGUUUAACCAAAGAGGUUGCACCCAGGCUUUGUCUGAAUGGUUCCCAAAUUAAUGCGAGCACUAGCAGUGUUAAGGAUUUCCAAGACUCCAGGACUGCAAAUGAGUUGCAGUGCACAGCAGAUUCAAUGAAUGCUGUUUAUGUUCCAAAUUGUUCAAUGUCAACUGCAAAGAAAAGAGAGAAUUCGGGAGGUAGAUCUAUGGAUGUAGUUGAUUUACAACAUAAUAGAUAUGUUUCAGUAAGUGGAGAAGAUUGUGAGGACAGAAGUGAGCAAAAUGGCUCUCAUCAGAGGGAUUUGGAAAGCCAUCAGCUUAUUGGACAAAGUGCUUUGUUAACAGCAGAAGCUUCUGCAGAAAAAUCAGAGAGGCAAGAGGGUAACAGAAAGAGUCGAAAAGACAAGGAAGAGAAGAAAGACAAGAAAAGAAAGAGAGUGGACAAAGACCAGAAGCAUGGGGCUGAUGGUCAUCACAAACAUGACGAUCCUGAGUAUCUUGAGCGGAAACGGCGGAAGAAGGAGAAGCGAAGGCAAGAGAAGGAGCAAUUACGGUUGCAAAAGAUGAUGGUAAAGGAGUGGUCAGCUGAUCUUCAGAAGCCAGAAUGCAGUUCCAUGCAGAGAAGAUCUGAACCAACAGAAGCAAAUUCUCUGCAGAGGAUUUCUGAAACCAUGGAAACUAGUUCAGUGCAAAGUAGGAUGGAAACAACAGAUGUUAGCAGUGUACAAAAAGUGCGGAUAAAAAUACGAAACAGGGGAAGUUCAAAUUGUUAGCAUUCCAUUUAAUUUAGGAUGUCAGUUUUCUGAGUUCUCCAUCUCAUGGAAAGCUUCAUAUUGUAAGCUAUUUCCAGGUUACACCAUGUAUCAUUAGUUCUGCCUCCUUCCUGAUGCCAUUCUUUCCUUGCAAAGUAGCUUUGGUGGUGUCCUAGCUACAUUGCAGUCUUUCCUGUUCUUGAGUGUAUGAUGCCCCAUAUCAGUAAUGUAAAAAGGCAUUCUUUGCUCAAUUGCCCAUUAUUUCUUUUUGCUUUUUUGUAGGCCUUUUCUAUCGAAAGAUAGUUCAAUAUAUAGCAAAAGAUGGCUGCUUUGUAGAGAA